UAGACAUCCAGCUUAGAGGCUGCCACAGUAUACAUUUCACAACCGGAAAUCAGAACCCUAAACCCCUUCUUACCGCCACAGCCACCACCUUCGUCGGCCGCAAUGAACAGAGCAUUCUGCCGUAUGCUCCGCCGCCGCAUUCCACCUAUAUUCUCGAGUUACUCGUCCAGUCCAUGCGUAUCAACUCACUACCUGUCGAGUCCCCUCCCCACUUUCAAGACCACGAGGAGUUACAGCGCGAAUUUCUCCGAUCUGAGGGCCCGAGUCGCCGCCGCUGACCGGGCGCUACAGGAAAUAACCUAUCAAGCCCAGCGAGAGCGGCAGCGGGAGAGAGAGGAACGGAUAAAAGCGGGCCUGGACGUGGCGGACCUCGAUCGAGAGGAACAGGAGGAUUACAUGGGCGUUGGACCCCUCAUUGAGAAGCUAGAGAAGGAGAAGAUGAAGGGGGACCCGCCGGAUUUGAACCGGUACGAGGAGCCCACGGAUUCGGAUUCCGAUGACGACGAGAGGUUCUCUCGGGAGGCAGUCAACAAGCAGGUAGAACAGUUCGAUAAGAAAUUCAAGAAGCACGAGGAGUUGCUCGAUAAGUUCACCAAGACUGAGACUUUGGAUGAAGCCUUCCAGUGUAUGAAAAGAAUUGACAAAUUUGAAGAGAAGCACUUCAAGCUAAGACCUGAGUAUCGUGUGAUUGGUGAGCUCAUGAAUCGGCUGAAAGUAGCUGAGGGAAAGGACAAGUUUCUUCUUCAGGUGAAGAUAAAUCGAGCACUGAGGCUGGUGGAGUGGAAAGAUGCAUUUGAUCCUAAUGACUCAGCAAAUUAUGGUGUUAUCCAGCACGAGCAGGUUGGGUCCUCAGUUGAUCACAUGGAGCUUGACGAGAUGGAGAAGGAGCAGCAGAGUACGAAAGGUGGAGAAGAUGAUGACGAGUUUGAGUUUGAUGACUUGAAGGAGAAGGACAACAUAUUGUUGGAAAAGCUUAAUGAACUGGAUAAAAUCCUUGAGCAGAAACUGGCGGAGUUGGAUCACACUUUUGGAAAGAAGGCAAAAGUACUGGAGGAGGAAAUUAGAGAUCUUGCUGAAGAAAGGAACUCAUUGACUGAGCAGAAGAGAAAGCCCCUCUACAGAAAAGAAGAUUUGAGAAAUAUUUAUGCUCUGGUGAAACCACUAGCCAUUACUCUCGGAAAGGAUGAGCAGCAGUUUAUUGCCGGUGGAAGAAAUUGGUAUGUGCUGUCAUAUUGUUACUCUAUUAUGAUAAGGUUCGAUGGUACUCUUAAAGUGGGAUUGGGGAGCGGUUUUGAUGUGAAGCUUAUUGAUGUCAAUCGGACCUGUAAAGUGACUAAGGGUGGACAAGUUGUGAAGUAUACUGCCAUGUUAGCUUGUGGAAAUUAUCACGGUGUUAUUGGUUUUGCCAAAGCAAAGGGUCCAGCAAUUCCGGCUGCUCUUCAGAAGGCAUAUGAGAAAUGCUUUCAAAAUCUCCAUUAUGUAGAGCGACACGAGGAACACACAAUUGCUCAUGCAAUUCAGACAUCGUACAAAAAAACAAAGAUUUAUCUUUGGCCAGCUCCUACUCAAACAGGGAUGAAGGCAGGUAGAACGGUCCAAACGAUUUUAAGUUUAGCUGGAUUCAAGAAUGUAAAAUCCAAGGUUGUUGGAUCGAGAAAUCCUCAUAACACUGUCAAGGCUGUGUUCAAGGCUCUUAACGCGAUUGAAACUCCGAAAGAUGUUCAAGAAAAGUUCGGCAGAACUGUAGUCGAGUCAUACUUGCUGUAACAGGGUACUGAGUUAGAUCUGUAACUUUGCUUUUUCUUUUGUUUCUUUUUACCUUCUUUCUUUUGUGCCUUGGGGUUUUGGGUUAUGCUGAAUGUGUUCUUCCCCCCUACACUUGAAAGAUGAUGCAUAAUUGGCAAAGAAGGGAAAAGUGAAAACACAAUUUGUAUAAUUUGGUUGUUUUUUGCUGAGUUUUGGCAAGUGUUUUACAUAAUUUAUCAUGUGAAAUUCUUUGAUUAAAGAAUGAUGAGAGAAGCAUUGUUAUUUUGUAAAUUGUAACCUGAAGGCUGAAAUAUUUAUGAAUUAUGUGGCUGCAGAUAAUAACA
Striga asiatica is the source of this 2090-nucleotide messenger RNA. NCBI's taxonomy places the organism in Eukaryota, Viridiplantae, Streptophyta, Magnoliopsida, Lamiales, Orobanchaceae. The record is from the annotation of a GenBank genome assembly.